AUCUAAUUCUAGCAGACGCACAAAGAUGUGGCAACACUUUUGACAUUUAAUGGAUUUUUUCGCAUUUUCGAUGGCAUAAAUAAAAAUGAAGCGCAUAAGUGAAAAGAAGCUUGAAGCCUUUAAUGUGGGCGCUAUGGCCAAGCGCCAGCUGUCCAAAAAGGAAAUUGAGGAGCAAAAAAAGAAAGAUGAUGAGGAGGCAGCGGCUCAUGUCUUUAAAGAAUUUGUGGAAACAUUCCAAGAAGCUCCCUCUGCUUCCUCCAAGGUUUGGGUAAAGGCGGGUACAUACGAUGCCGGUUCUCGUAGAGAGGAUAAUCGUGAAAAGGGAAAGUUAUAUAAGCCUUCAUCCAAAGUGGAUGAAAAGUCGGCGGCGGAAAAGGCUCAGGAAUAUGCCAAGUUUUUGGCAUCUGAUUUGAAGAAAGAUUCAUUAUCUUUGAAAAAGAAAAGCCAGGAGAAGAAAAAAAGUAAUCUGGAAUUGUUUAAGGAAGAACUUAGACAAAUACAAGAGGAACGUGAAGAACGCCAUAAAUUUAAACAUAUGGCCCAGUCCAAUAUGUUACAAGUCAAAGACCAAAAAGAACAUACCACGGAGCAUGAGGUAGUCGAAAGGUCGGGUUCGCAUGAUACCGGUGAUCCAAAUACAACUAAUUUGUAUUUGGGUAAUUUAUGUCCUAAGUUAUCGGAGCAACAAUUGAUGGAAAUAUUUGGUCGUUAUGGCCCUUUGGCAAGCAUUAAAAUUAUGUGGCCUAGAUCGGAGGAAGAGAAAUCACGUGGCCGUAAUUGUGGUUUUGUAGCCUAUAUGAGUCGUAAAGAUGCUGAACGAGCUCUAAGAACUCUUAAUGGCCGUUUCAUUAUGGGCUAUGAAAUGCGACUGGGCUGGGGCAAAGCUGUGCCCAUUUUAAAUCAACCAAUUUUUAUACCGCCACCUUUAUUGGAGCUUACCAUGCCACCACCACCAUCGGGGUUGCCAUUUAAUGCCCAACCACCACCAAAUGAAAGAGCUAAUGUGCCGGCAAAGAAUUAUAAAGAAUAUACCACAGAGGAGGAGAAGGAAAAUAUGCAAAAUGUUUUGCAAAAGUCGGUGGUCAAAGUUAUAAUUCCAACAGAAAAAACUGUUUUGCACAUCAUUCACCGCAUGAUAGAAUUUGUUAUACGCGAAGGACCCAUGUUUGAAGCUUUAAUUAUGUGCCGGGAAAUUGAGAAUCCGGCUUUCUCAUUUCUAUUUGACAAUGAAAGCCCUGCUCAUAUUUAUUAUCGCUGGAAACUGUUUUCCUUGUUGCAAGGUGAUAGUAUCUCUGAAUGGAAUGAGAAGGAGUUUCGUAUGUUCAAAGGUGGUCCCAUUUGGAAGCCCCCCAUUGCCAAUUUCUAUACACAGGGUAUGGCGGAUGAGUUGGUGGUGGACCCCGAUGCACCAGAAGUCCAUAAGGGAGCGCUUUCAACUGCACAACGUGACCGUUUGGAAGAUCUUAUUCAUUAUCUUACACCAGAACGUUCACGCAUAGGAGACGCCAUGAUAUUUUGCAUUGAACAUGCGGAUGCAGCCGAUGAAAUUUCCGAAUGCAUUGCAGAGUCUUUAUCAAAUCCCACUACUUUGGCUUCAAGAAAAAUAGCACGUUUGUAUUUGCUAUCGGAUAUAUUGCAUAAUUGCACUGUGUCAAAGGCCUCCUUCUUUAGGAAGUCCAUUGAAAAACAUUUGGCCGAUAUAUUUGAGAAUUUACAUACAUUCUGCAAUGCUAUAGAGAGUCGUCUUAAAGCAGAGGGUUUUAAGAAUAGAGUAUUGAAUGUGCUGAAAGCUUGGGAUGAUUGGGCGGUAUAUUCCAAAGAUUUCUUAAUGCAGUUGAGAUGCAGUUUUCUAGGCAAGCAGUUACAAAGGUCCCCUUCGCCGCCUCCUGAAGAAAUCAAAGAAGCCGAAGAGGAAGAUAUCGAUGGUGCUCCCCUUUCGGGUGAUGAAAGGGAUGAUGAGGAUUUGGACGGCGUGCCUUUGGAUGGUGCUGCCCUUUUAAAGGGAGUACUUAUGCGUAAUUUGCCAGAGUCCUCACAGAAAAACACCCCAAAUCGUCGUAGCCAAGAAGUUAGCCGUGAUGCGGAUUACAACGAUGAUAUCGAUGGAAUACCUAUGUAUGAUGAUAUUGAUGGCAUACCACUGGAGAAGGAUACCUCUGAUGAUCUAUUGCAUCCUGAACUGUUGACAGGUAAAUCAGCAUCGUCAAAAACUCCCGCAUUUAUACCAUCAAAAUGGGAGACAGUAGAUCCCGAACAAGUAGCCGAACAGGCAGUUACUACAUGUAAAUGGGAUUCAUUGGAUCCCCCUGAUCCACCGAAAUAUGAUGUAGACAAUGAAGAGGAUUUUGAUGAAAUCAAACGCACAAAAUUACGUGAUGUUGAGGUUAAGACUAUGCAGUAUCAAGAUUCUUUGGAAUCCGGAGAAAUUGACUUGAAAACCGGCUGGACAAUACCAGAGCAGGUGGAAUAUUAUCGCAAAAAAUUAUUGAAAAAGUCUUCGGACACAGUAGACUCUCCCUUAAGCUACAUGUAUAGCAAAGAAGCAGCCAGCCCUGAAAGAUCGCGUCAUUAUAGACGCUCACCAUCGCCUGCACAACAUUCUCGCGGUAGCUCACGUUCUAGUCCAGCACGCAGCAGCCGAAAACGCUCGAUGUCACCUUACAAGAGCACCAGCAGUAGUCGGCGCGAUAAAUCGCCUUCCUCCAAUAGUCGUGAAAGUAGCAAAUACAGUAAACGACAUCGCUCACGUAGUUUAUCACCACCAUCGCCGCCUCAUCCGCAUCCGUUGGAUAGAACGACAUCUUAUAUAUCCAAGUCCUCACGUUACGAUAGUCCACAAUCAUCAUCUAGAUCGAAGAGGUCACCUUCUCCCAGUUAUUCUCGUUCCGCCAAACGUGACGAUCGCAACUCUUACUCAUCGCGCAGUGAAAGAAGUAAAUCAAGUAAAAGUAAAUAUUAAUGUAAGGACCCUAAGUCAUCAUACAUAAAUCAACUAUAAAGGAAACACAGAAAACAGAUAUGAAAAUUUUCGCAAUGAAAUAUAUUUAAAAUUUAUACAAAAAUACAUAUUCAUAAAAUGGAAAAUGGAUAGGUUGGUAAGAAGUGAUUGAUCUUAAAAAUUAAUGAAUAAUGUAAUAUUUCGAUGAACGCCAAUAAAAAACAAUCUUGAUAAUGUUUAAGAAGCGAUAUGUACAAAAAAUUGUA
This is a messenger RNA of Stomoxys calcitrans (stable fly), 3204 nucleotides long. Its product is annotated as U2 snRNP-associated SURP motif-containing protein. Gene Ontology annotation, molecular function: RNA binding. The coding region runs from base 86 to 2959 and encodes 957 amino acids. Gene Ontology annotation, cellular component: nucleus. The record is from RefSeq and is a predicted model, not a curated record. The transcript has 13 exons. Gene Ontology annotation, biological process: RNA processing. Lineage: Eukaryota; Metazoa; Arthropoda; Insecta; Diptera; Muscidae.